Messenger RNA from Vanessa tameamea, 1388 nucleotides. RefSeq lists its product as uncharacterized. The transcript has 4 exons. The record is from RefSeq and is a predicted model, not a curated record. The coding region runs from base 115 to 675 and encodes 186 amino acids. NCBI's taxonomy places the organism in Eukaryota, Metazoa, Arthropoda, Insecta, Lepidoptera, Nymphalidae.
AACUGACCAUACAUAUAAUAGAUAAUUGCAGUGGCAUUUACAUUGCGGGACAGUGUGGACCAACGCACGUAUAGCGCUUUAUAUAUAAACAGUGAUUUGAUAGUGUUUUUGAAAAUGUUCUGCGAUAUACCAGAAUUUGGGAGAUGUUGUUUCUGCAUGCCCUUGAGGAAAGGGAUAUUAGUGUUUGGCUACUUAAAUCUUCUUUUUUCUGCGUUCAUGGUUGCUGUAUACAGUUAUUCAGUUCACAAUAACGUUGGUAUUUUGCUGAUGUACCACGGGGUGCCUGCAGAGAUGGACGAUAAACUUUGCAUUGCGAUAUUCUGUGUGGAUAUCAUGUUCAACAUCACGCUGGUGUAUGGUGCCCAUAAGAAAAUAAUGUCGUAUUUGAGAAUAUUCUACAACUAUACAAUCGCCACAAUUGUAGCAGUGGUUUUACUGGAGAUAAUAUCAAUAAUCGAUUCAGGGCGUCUCGAAGCUUUGGAGCUGAUGACGUUAUUUUUCACUGGUUUAUGUAUACAUCUCUACCUCCUGUUCUUGGUGAGGAGUUUACUAAAGAAGAUGGAUAUGUCCGGUCACACGUAUGAGAACCAGCUGCACCAAUUCAUCAACGGGGAACUGAAAGUCGAUGUAAACGGCAUAUACCCAAGCACUGUUGUGCCUAUCGAGAGUGUAUAAGAUGUGUUAUUUAUUUAGGGUCGUACUUUAAGUUUAACCGUACCUUAAAUAGAUUAAUUUGUGGCAAUAUCUUUCUCCAACAAAUUUCUCCUAAGCUCGCCUUUGUUUUAUUGCAGUACUUUUAAAAAGAUAAUAUAAAUGCAACGACUAAUUACUGUGAUGUUUAUUAAUGAUAGAAUCAUUUAAAUCUAUAGUAGAAAAUGAAACCAUUUCAAUUAUUAAUUAUUUUUAAUUUGGGUUUUCAUAUAUUGGGAAAAUAAGCUUGUAUCAUCAAUCUCAUAUUUUGAACUGAAUUGCUAGCUUAGUGCCUUAGUUUGUGCCCAGGUUCAGGCUAACAUAAAGUUGGACAGUUUUUAUGUUCAAAUUCUGGUUGCAGAUGCAAGUAAGUUAAAGUGUCUCUGCAACCUGCUAAAAAUAAUGGUAGCUCGCUUCGAUCUUGUCGGUAUGCCUUCCCAUCAGAUGAAAAGAUGAUAAUGAUGAGAAAAUGCAUCUUUUCAUCCGAUGGGACGGAAAUUUCAAUUUCAGAUAUAAUAUAAAAUUUACAUUACAUCUGAGUUCAUUAAUCUAUUUUUCUCGUUUUAUUCUUCUAUUUAGUAAUACAAUGUAGCAGUUAAGAUAUCCAUCUGAAUUAGUAGUGCUAGAUAAGAUUGGUGAGAACAAUCUUAAAUUCUUGUUUUAACUUAAUAGUUUAGUAAUAACUUAUUGUUAGUUAG